Molecule: messenger RNA, 1946 nt
Organism: Asterias rubens (European starfish)
Lineage: Eukaryota; Metazoa; Echinodermata; Asteroidea; Forcipulatida; Asteriidae
Exons: 3
Coding region: 170-796 (208 amino acids)
Source: RefSeq, a predicted model, not a curated record
UCCAUUGGCUCUGACGUAGUCGACCACGACGUUUGUCCAAAAACCUAUAAUAAACACUAGAAAGACCAAAUACACGUCUUUUGGCAAACAUUUACCCUUUAGUACCAUACCUGUUAAUACAAGGGCUUGUAUCGAAACGGCCACAACGGCCGGUAGGUUUGUCCUUAUUAUGUUCAGCAUACAUGGUGUGGGGUUAGGAAUGGUGCGUUAUGUGUCAGCCCUUACUCUUACUGUAACAUUGGCAUGGGCUUGCAACACCGUACCUCACAACAGAGAAAUGUGUUCGACAAUGAUCUCUGUUGAUAACGGAGAAGACUUGGCAGCUGUACGAGAAAAGGCAUUCGCGAACUUCAAAUCGACAUGUCGAAAGAUGCGUGACUUUAAUGACGCGUCUCAAUGCUAUGAUCACAUCACAACACCGAGCAGACACAUAUACCCUCAAGAGGGGUUCUUGAACACCCCCUUAGAGCGACUCGAAUUCAGUGUCCAGUCUACAAACAACGUCUUUCUGGACCUGAGGGACACUGGCAACAAUUUAAUUGUUAUUGAAUUAGGCAGCACCUCUCGCAUAGAAUCGGUCGCAUCAAUGCCAGCUGAAAGCAAAUACGUAAACCUAAGUGAUUCAACUCGCUUCUGGGUGACGUACAUCAACGGAAAUGUACAGGUAGGAGCUUACGGACAAGAGGAGCCAUUUAUGGAAAGUAACGAUUCCAACAUGAAAGUGAUUAAGUAUGUAAUAUUUGACUCUGACGCGAUCGCUGAGUGGUUCGUAUACAUGCCAUGUGAUGCUGCAUGAUGUCAUUCAAGUUUCAGGAUUAGUUUGGGUAAUCUCAAAGUUUCCUCUAUCAGCAGAAAAAGGGAAAACAACGAGAGAAAUUACAACAAACAGACUUUCAGAUUAUUAUUUAAUAACUAAGUUUGACAGUUUUUCAUAUUGUAAGUACAAACUCAUCAUUUGGUGUCGUAGAGAUAAGCUCUGAUAAUUGUCUCAAUUCGAAAUCAUAAUUUGAAAUGUAACGUAUGCUGAAGAAAAAACUACAGUAAAAAACUAAACUUGUCUAGCCAAAGAUGCUCUCCUAAAACAAAUAAAUUUAACUCAAGAAAUAGCAAAGCCAGUAAAUACAUAUUAAUUAUAUCACAACAAGCUUAAAUAAUGAACCAAAUAAGAUAAUAAAACAAAAAUAACCGUCAAAAAGGAGGCAGGAGAUAAGGGAAUCGCAGGAAAAAGGCACAGCAAAGACAGUGCCUUCUCAAAGAUUACAGGGCAGAUUGAAAUUACAACAAAUUUAGUUGCUCUGAAAAAAAUUAUGCUGGGCAAAGAUAUAAUUAAAAUGGCAUUGAUCCUGGCACUGACAGUUGAAAGGAGUUCCAUUUUCUUACAUAAUAAUUGCACAUUCUGAUAAGCGUUUGGUUUUCAUUAUUUCGCUUCAAUGCGUUUAACCCAAUAACAGUGCUGUAACGAAAGGGCUAUUAAAACAUUGAUGUGGUGCUAGGUUUUAGAUGAAGAAGGCGCCCUCUGUUGAUUUGUGCCAAUGGUGUUCAUAGUCCCGAUUUGAGGCCAUAAACACAAUUGGAGCAAUUGUCGCGUGUUAGGUUUUUAUUCUCAAAAAAAAAAAAAUCCUGUGUCAAUCUUUCUGCUUCAACGGCACAGGCUGCAUUAGAUGUGUGCCCCCCCCCUUGUUGGGAGUCAAAGUAUAGACGGUAAAAGUGUAUAAAUGCCGCAUCGCAUAAAAUGCGCACUGUAUAGCGUAUUUUUAUUUAUUUUUUUUUUUGGGGGGGGGUAAAUUGACUCAAAAAGUAAUCCAUGUUGAUUUGUGGUAACGAUUUGGAACAUAUGAAUUGUGUUAAUGGUCAAGUGAAAUGGAUUUAACUGAUUAAUAUCACUUUGACCACUAUAUCAAUAUUUGAAAAUAAAAACUUAAAGGGAAGGUACACUGUUGGUGGUU